CAAUUCUUCCCAACUUCUUGAACAAGAUGGACGCGGUCGCCUUGUCGCAGAAGGAGGCACGAGCACAAAUCGAGUCGUUAUGGACUGAUGUCGACAACCUGGUGCGAGGCAUGACCAGAGGCCACGCCGGUUCAGAUACCCUCAACAAGGCAAUCCGCAACUUUGCUGUCCUGGACACCAAAUUCCUCCACACCUUUGAAAGCAUCAACACAACGCAGGAACACCUCGAGUCAAUACAAACAUCGCUGGAGACCAUCACGACAGACAUGGAGCAGGCCGUCAACGACAAGUAGCGGCGACCCACAUGCAAACUCGGAUCUUUGCUCUCCUUCCCCCACUUUGUUAUUAUUUCUUCGUCAUCUGCUCUUCAUCAGAGCAUCACCGCUUCAUCACCACAUGGGCAAACCCACCCCCCCCCCGUCUGCUUCCCUUCGAUCACCUGUUGUGAGAUGUACUCAAACACGAGGCCCAGGCAACCACGGGAUGGGCCAACAUCGUGUGUCAAAAGAGAAGGUGGAAUAAACACAAUGAACA
Salpingoeca rosetta is the source of this 534-nucleotide messenger RNA. RefSeq lists its product as uncharacterized. The record is from RefSeq and is a predicted model, not a curated record. The transcript is spliced from 4 exons. NCBI's taxonomy places the organism in Eukaryota, Choanoflagellata, Craspedida, Salpingoecidae. The coding region runs from base 27 to 293 and encodes 88 amino acids.